This is a messenger RNA of Notechis scutatus (mainland tiger snake), 1080 nucleotides long. The record is from RefSeq and is a predicted model, not a curated record. Lineage: Eukaryota; Metazoa; Chordata; Lepidosauria; Squamata; Elapidae.
AUGCAGGACUCACCCACGGCCCUUGCUAUGGACGGUUACACCAGCAGCGUGCCAGCCUUCCUUACUAAGUUGUGGACUCUGGUUGAAGAUCCCGAGACCAACCACCUUAUCUGCUGGAAUACGAAUGGCACCAGCUUCCAUGUUUUCGAUCAGAGUCAGUUUGCCAAGGAAGUCCUGCCCAAAUAUUUCAAGCACAACAACAUGGCCAGUUUUGUCCGCCAGCUGAAUAUGUAUGGGUUUAGGAAAGUGGUAAACAUCGAACAAGGUGGACUUGUGAAACCCGAACGUGAUGAUACGGAAUUCCAACAUCUUUAUUUCCUACAAGGCCACGAACAUCUUUUGGAGCUGAUCAAAAGGAAGGUCUCUGUAGUGAAAAGUGAAGAGACCAAGAUGCGCCAAGAAGACCUCAGCAGGCUCUUGUAUGAGAUCCAAGUCCUCCGGAACCAGCAGGAGAUGAUGGAGUGUCAAGUUCAGGAUGUGAAACAGCAGAAUGAGGUUUUGUGGAAGGAAGUUCUGUGUCUCCGGCAAAACCAUUUGCAGCAUCAGAAAGUGAUCAAUAAGCCAUCCGCAGAGCCUGCCUCAUGUUUAAACAGCCCUGUUCCAAGAGGAGCCAUCAUUUCUGAUGUUUCUGAAGCCGCCCAGCCCAGUCCGGUGGCUUUACAGCUCCCUCCCGACAGUGAGAGGGAAACCAAUCUUCUGCUGAUCAAGGAAGAAGCCGCUGCUCCGGACAGGAAAGCUGCAUUCACCAGUCCUGAUGUUCCUUUGGUUGGAUACAACCCCUGUCCAGAGCCCCCUGUGCUGCCCAUUACUGUGGUCCAAUCGGUCUUAGAUGGGAGGACAAGAUGUGAUGAUUUGCAACCAAUGUGUUUGCAGCCCCAGGAAAGACGAUCAUUUUUGGACAGAACAGUCAUACCUGAUCUCUGGGACGGGGCUGAUCUGAAUUUGGAAGGCUUUCAGAUCUUCCUAAGAAACCCGCAGUACAGUCUGGAAACCAACAGAUCUCUGGAGGCUUUUAAUCCCAUGAUCCCGUCGAGUGAGUGGGCUUUAAAUGACGUGGAGGCUGAUUUGUCUGGGGUGUAA